This is a messenger RNA of Nothobranchius furzeri (turquoise killifish), 1176 nucleotides long. Lineage: Eukaryota; Metazoa; Chordata; Actinopteri; Cyprinodontiformes; Nothobranchiidae. The record is from RefSeq and is a predicted model, not a curated record.
UUUAGAGUCCAGAUGGAGUCUCUGGAUUUGUUCCAUCAUCAGAAACCUGCCGUAUUCUGUCCUGUACGUGUCUACUGCCCUCUGGUGGUGGAGCUAAAGGUGACAGGGCCCUAUUUUAUUUCUGCAGUACUGUUAUAAGAUUUCAUAAUGGAAUAUAAUUGUAUUAUAUAGUUUGUACGUUGACUUUGAACAAACAUUCUUCAGUUUUGAAUGCUUGAGUUUAUAUUUCAGGCUUUAAAAGGUUCAGUUCAAACCAGCUGUGAUGAUAAAAGUUGGAAAUGCUUGACUGGACUGGUUUUAAUUUUACUCGGUAUUCUCCUUUUUUCUCACAGGUAUGGCUACUUUGGUCGUGGAGUGUCCCUGAUGUUCUGCAAGGUUUCUGGGUGUUUAACAGAUGGGAGGAUAUUUCUGACUGCAUCUGGAGAGGACAUGGUGUCCAUCCACACCAAAGACACCACAGGAAUCAGGAAGCUGCAGAAAGAUGAUGUAGAGGUGCUGCUGCUGACCUCUAGUGAGGACCCUGUGGCCCAGUUGUUAGCAGAUAAGCUGAAGAAGCUAACGGGGUGUGAGGUCAUGCAGGUGGGAGAGGACCCACUAAGUGAUGUGUUGCCAGUCGUGAAGGAGAGGAAUCUGGACUGGAAAGAUGUAGCUUACAUGGGUAAAGCUGCUGUUCCUUAUUUAUGUACCUGUGGAGGUUUUAGCAUCAUUGAUCUCAACAUUCAGUUGUGUCACAGCUCUGACCAACCAGGAACUCGUCAGCUGCUGAAAUCCGUUUCAUAGUGAAGGUAUAAAAGCAUCAUAGUGAUGAUAAUACAUGCAGCCAGUCCCUGUAGUAAAAGCAAACAUUAACCUGUAUGUACCAUGGGCGUGUCGGCUUACUGGAACAGUGCAGCCAUUGCUAUGAAACACUGGAACCAUGUUUAUGCCCGUGUCUCCUCCCAGGUAACGACACAGCUGACAGCAGCUGUCUGAAUCUGGCGGGUUUGAGUGCAGUUCCUGCAGACGCUUCAUCAGACGCCGCCAACGCUGCCAAGUACACCUGCCGCCUCCUUGGGGGGGCGGGAGCCGUGAGGGAGUUUGCAGAACACGUUCUCCUGCAGAAGGAGAAGGCAAAGUCCCAGAUGAAGCAAGACCGAAUCGACCGCACCAACUUCUGAUGUAGAACAGUCCAGAUUU